Anarrhichthys ocellatus (wolf-eel) is the source of this 5802-nucleotide messenger RNA. Its product is annotated as receptor-type tyrosine-protein phosphatase N2-like. The transcript has 21 exons. Lineage: Eukaryota; Metazoa; Chordata; Actinopteri; Perciformes; Anarhichadidae. Bases 1 to 2901 code for a protein of 966 amino acids. The record is from RefSeq and is a predicted model, not a curated record. Gene Ontology annotation, biological process: insulin secretion involved in cellular response to glucose stimulus; regulation of secretion; protein dephosphorylation. Gene Ontology annotation, cellular component: secretory granule; synapse. Gene Ontology annotation, molecular function: protein tyrosine phosphatase activity.
AUGCGUAAAACUCACUUUCUGAGUUCUCCGUGUUUUCCGUCCGUAGGUUUGACCUGGGAAGAUGACGCCACUCAGCAGGUUCUGUCCAAGGAGCUGUCCAAACUGAGGAGGGUUCCCUACAGGCCUCAGCAGAAUGGAGCUGUGUACAACACCGACAGAAGGCCGGUAUCUGAGGCGAUGGACCCAGCAGAACAGAGGGUGAAGCCCGUGGAGGCGGAGCUCAGCAGGAAUCUGCAGACGUACCUCCAACGUCUCGGCCUCGUUCCGAAGACGUCGUCUGCCUCCAGUCUGAGCACCCAGGUCAAGGGCGACCGUUUCCAGUCCGGCAUCCCUGCGGACUUCUACCGCUCCGAGGCCCAGAUUAUGCCUCAGAAGUCGUCUCCCUCCGGCUUUUCCUCUCUUCCAUCUUUCUUACCUCUGCAGGAGCAGAGACCCCCAGACGAGCAGCUCCUCGUCACGCAGGCCGAGGGUGACCUUCUCCUGGGCGCCCUGAGGCAGUAUCUCUCCGCGCAUCGGUCCCUUUACGGUGGAAGGGUGAGCCCCGAGGAGCAGGAGGCCCCCUCGACCCGCCUGAGGCCCUUCUACAGCAGAGCAGAAAAUCCUGGGCUCAAAAAAGACACCUCAAAAUCCAGGCUUCUGAAGUUGGGGAGAACUCAAGGGGUUUCAGUCAAGGACCCUCUGACUUCUGUGGAUGAGAGGUUCAUCGAGAACGUUUUGAAGAGCGUCGGCAGGCACCACGUUGACGUGAACGGCCUGACGGCACAGGACUUGGGGCAGCUGUCCAGCCUCAUUGCUGAUGCCCUGCAGGUGGUGGACCAGGACCAGGGACUAAACAGGGGCAUAACCCGUGUCAGACCUGGACCGAGAGACCUGGGGGGAGAGGAAGAAGAAGAGGAUACUGCCAGGGAUGAGGAAGAGGAGAAGUUGCUGGAGAAUGCUCCAAAACUGAAACCACAGGAGAUCCCUCGUGUGGCGCCGGCAGCACUUCAAGAGCGCCACACGAAUACAGAGGAGCGUAACAUGAAGGACACGCCUGAGAGUGGAAUCCUCUUCUCCAAACUUCUCGCCUACCUGGACGAAAGCUCCUUCAGCAGCCCCCCCUCAGCGAGGAACCGCGACGUCGUCGCUGCGGAGACACCCAGAGGCCGACAGGCGGGGCUGGAGAACGUCCAGAGUCGGACCAGCGCGGCGGGGGUGACGGUGCAGAAGAAGGACGCCGCCCAGUCGGUGGAGGAGGUGUCGGAGGUGCGGGGCUGGAUCAAGGAGGUGGCUCCGCCUCCUGCUUCGCUCGUGUACGAGAAGCCGCACAAGAAGACGAUGCACGUUCCCGAACUUCAGCUGGACGUCAAAGCCGGCGGGAAGAAGGCAGACGAGGAUGUCUUCGGCUACGUCAUCACCGACACAGAUGGACUCCAGACAGACGAAGGCCUCCACCUGAUGGAGAUCCUGGCUCGCAGGGCUAAAAUCCAGAUGACCGACUUCGCCGAGCUCUCCGUGGUGGGCCCUGCUGUGACCUUCAAAGUGAGCCCGAACACUCACAACGUCAGCACUGCAGAUGUGGCCAACGUGGCAGUUCAGCAGAAAGAAUCUCUGGAGGACGAAGCAAAGCUCAGCAUUCUGGAGGCCGGGGUCACCGACGGAAGCCAGAUCGACCAGAUCCCCACCAAGUACAGCCAGGCGGAGUCGACCAAGUUCCUGGUCCUCACCGUCGUGUCCAUCCUGUGCAUCGUCGGCGUGCUGCUGGCCUCCACCGUGGUCUACUGCCUCCGCCACCGCUCCCACCACAAGCUCAAACAGAAGCUCACCAAUCUGGGGACAGAUACUGGCAGCGAUGCUACCGCCACCUAUCAGGAGCUCUGUCGGCAGCGCAUGGCGGUCAAACCUCCGUCCGAGCGUCCGGAGCCCAUGUCCUCCCGGAUCAACAGCGUGUCGUCUCAGUUCAGCGACGGCGGUCCGGCCGUGAGCCCCUCGGCGCGGAGCAGCAUCUCCUCCUGGAGCGAGGAGCCCGCCCACUCCAACAUGGACAUCUCCACCGGUCACAUGAUCCUGUCCUACAUGGAGGAUCACAUGAAGAACAAGGACCGCCUGGAGAAGGAGUGGGAGGCGCUGUGCGCCUAUCAGGCCGAGCCCAACGCCUGCACCGUCGGCCUGAAGGACGGCAACGCCAAGAAGAACCGCUCUGCUGCUGUGGUGGCAUAUGAUCACUCCAGAAUCACCUUGAAGGUGGAGUACAGCCAAGGCAACUCUGAUUACAUCAAUGCCAGCCCGAUUAUGGAUCACGAUCCCAGGAACCCAGCCUACAUCGCCACUCAAGGCCCUCUGCCCUCCACCGUGGCUGAUUUCUGGCAGAUGGUGUGGGAGAACGGCUGCGUGGUCAUCGUUAUGCUGACGCCUCUGGUCGAGAGCGGGGUGAAGCAGUGCUACCACUACUGGCCCGAUGAGGGAUCCAACCUGUAUCACAUCUACGAGGUAAACCUGGUGUCCGAGCACAUCUGGUGCGACGAUUUCCUGGUUCGUAGCUUCUAUCUGAAGAACAUGCAGACCAACGAGACGCGAACCGUCACUCAGUUCCACUUCCUGACCUGGCUCAACCAGAACGUCCCGGAGACCAGCCGGACGCUCCUCGACUUCCGCAGAAAAGUUAACAAGUGCUACCGGGGACGCUCGUGUCCUAUCAUAGUCCACUGCAGUGAUGGUGCUGGAAGAAGUGGGACCUACGUCCUGAUCGACAUGGUCCUCAACAAGAUGGCUAAAGGUGCUAAGGAGAUUGAUAUUGCAGCGACUCUGGAGCACCUGCGGGAUCAGAGGCCGGGAAUGGUUCAGACCAAGGAUCAAUUCGAGUUUGCGCUGACGGCCGUCGCGGAGGAGGUGAACGCCAUUCUGAAAGCUCUUCCGCAGUAGGAGCGGGAGCGCCUCCUUCUGACGGACCCCCUUCCGCUUCUUCUUCUUCCGCCUCAUUUAGAGGACCGUCCUUGAUCAUUUUCCUUCUUCCACACCCGCCUCUGUUCGCUUCCUUGUUUCCGUCUCCUCUUUGUCCUCUCUCGUUUCAUCUCCCUUCUCUUCCGUCGGUCCGGUCGUUAUUUAUUUUGUCUCGUCCUUCCUGUCCUCAGCUCUUCUAGCCUCCUUUCACGUCGUGUCGUUGCUUCUCCUGUAUAACUUUACCCGCCCUGUCCUUUUUUUAUUUCCUCCUGUCCUCUCCCUUCAUUCCCUCUUGUCUCCUCUCCUCUUACCUCCUUCUUUCCUUUCUCCUCCUCUCCGUCCAUCUUAGUAAACAUUGUGUUUACCGUUGAACCGAUCCUGUACAUAGAUAGACCUUCCUUCUAUUGUAACGACCCAUGCAGCCCGUUUUCCAAAGUGACAUUUAAAAAACACAUUUUCAUAGAUUGAUAAAAGAAAAUGUUUUUCUGUCGUAUAUUAAUCAUAGUUUCUGUUUGACUUGGUCUUUGUUAUGAGUGUCUGUAUCACUGUUUGUGUCUGAUUUUUAGAGCCAUGCUUUCUGAUAUGUUAGGUGCAACUCGUCAAUUUCUUUUUCUCAAGAGUUGGUGAUUAAAAACUGCUGAUAGGGCGUUGUUUCCAAAAUGUGUGGCAACUCUAUUAAACGUCUGCAAUUUUCCACUUAUUGUGAGAGAAAAAACACACACGCCGGUACUGGAUGUGAGGUGAAAUAACAUGGAUAUAUAUAUAUAUAUAUUUAUUUAUUUUUUUCAAUGUGAAUUCUCAUUAUUCCAGUAGAAGCAAUAUUGUGUUUCCUCGGCCCGAAUCGUUCUCUCUGGUGGACGAGCAGUGAGUGUGGCUCGUCGGUGAAGUCACACUCGCAGCAGAUGGACUCGUAAAUGUGUCCGGCCACGUGGAACCGAGGCUGGUGUGUGCAACGCUUCAUUUUAAAUACGGCCUCAUUCCAGCGGGUUGACCUGUGGACUAAAGGUCGGCCGUGCUGUUGCCUCGUUAAAAUCCCAAACACCGAAGAGCACGCGCUUUUUAAUAACCGGCCGGCAGGAAGUUACCUUCACUCCAGAGCUUUGUGAGAAUCUUCGAAUCAGUUCAGCGAGACAUUAUUGAUCCGAUCGCUGGAAUGAAGCCGUUAUAAAACGCAGUGUUUCCGACCAGUACUUUCACGAUGAAAGACGAGAGUCUUGCUUCUGAAUAGCAGUUCUUCUAUGUAGCAUUAAUGGAUGAUUUGUACAUGUACAGUAGCUGAACCUGUAUUGCAUUUAAAACUAGUUUGCGGUGACACUCGUCAGCUGGUUUUUCCCAAAAAGCAUCUUUGUUCUGUUGUAAAUAAAAAGGAACGUGAUUGUUUUUGCAUGUUUCAGCCCAUUUACUUCAAACCGCUCGUACUUUAAACCGCCGCUAACCGAAUCAUCCUCCCGUGUUCCUCACUUUUUUGAACGUACAAUAUUUCAGCAGCAAUUUAUCCCCAUUCAUAAAUGUCAAGGAUAGAAAUCUCUUUGUAGAUGAAUUAUUGUUAGAACAUAAUGUUGAGCAAACUCAACUUAAAACCUCAUGACCACGCAGAAAAUAAUUUAAACUCUAAUUAUAUGUAGAAGGUUUAAAGAGUCAUAUUGUAUGGAAAUGAGUGGAAGCCAAUGGCUGCCUAUAGAAAGCCGACAACAUUAAUUAAAAAUAUACAUUCUUUGUAUUUAAGGGGAGAAAAACACCAGCGUGGUGCUUUAAGAUGCGAUCGCUCCUACCGUCUCUAUCCAUUGGUGCUUUUAUUUAAGGUUCACGGCGCUCCGUUAAAGGCCUCCAUCAGCUUGUGAACAAAAGUCCCGUUAUUCAUAAGUAGGCUGUACAGUUGCACAGUUCUAGUAACCUUUCAAACAGGAGCAGCAACCCAGAGAUCACUUAGUUUUUCUUGGCUUUUCAAACACGAAGGACUCCCUGGGUGUUGGGCAAAGAGAUGGUUUUACCCAUAAUCCCCUGCGUGUGUGGGCCAAGAGAACUAUUACUACUCAUAAAACAAUUAGGUUUUGGGAUGAGUGAAAUGAACAGAGCUCAAGAUUGAACUGAGCAAAACACUCCUAACCUGCUGGGCGGUGAACACAUCCAUCAUCUAAAGAUGCCUUUUGGGAAAUCAGCUCAUAGUUUUGUGUAAAAUCAACUUAGUUUCACUACUUUCAACAAUUCUACCCAGUUUAAUUUGAUCCAACAAAUCUUAUUUGAAUCACCAAUAACAUGACUUGCAUACACUCUGCUACUAGUGCAUGGCUUUUUUUAUUCAGCAGAUGAGUGUGCUUUACUUUCCUGUGGCCUCAAGACGAUCUUAGCAAAACCCUUCGAGCAAACAAACAAAUGUUCACUUCGUAGCAUUAUUACAUUGUACUGCACGACGAGCUCCAAGGACCUCAACGGUGCAAAAGCCAAGAAUUAUCACCUCUGGACGGUGCAGAUCGCGGUUAAAGUGAGCUGAAAGUUGACGCAGUAUCGGUGCUGAUGUAACACUGCAGCAAGCUGGUGUCAUGUUGUUGGAAUCGACUCCCAUUUUUCGUCACAAGAGUGAAACAUGCUGCAGGAAAUGCUCCUUAUAACAGCUCGUGGGAUCGAAAUGCUUCCGCCUAAAGAUGCCGUCAUGUAUGUUAUAACAAUGUGGUAAUACGUGAAGCAGCCUAAACUUCUCAGUAGGUCUUAUUCCCCAGUGCUGUUCCAUCUUUCACACACUCCACCAAGUAUCAAUAGACGGCUGGUCUGCUGCAUUAACACUCUGUACAUAAACCACAAAAAAACAACAGAAGAUAUUUUUGUUCUAUUGGUGUAAACGAAUUGUGAAUAAAGUCUAAUUGUCGAUGCAGUAUUGUAAUGCAA